AUGCCUAGAGACCCUUUGAUUGGUAUUGUUGGCAAACCGUCGAGUGGUAAGUCGACCACGUUGAACUCGCUGACCGAUGCUAAUGCCAAAAUUGGAUCCUUUCCGUUCACAACUAUAGAGCCAAACAGGGCUACAGGUUACUUGAAAAUAGACUGUGCGUGCUCCAGAUAUGGGAAAGAGGAGCUAUGCAAACCUAACUACGGCUGGUGUGAAAAUGGUAGUAGACAUGUGCCUAUUGACUUGUUGGAUGUUGCAGGUCUAAUUCCUGGUGCUUCUCAAGGAUUGGGUUUAGGUAACAAGUUUUUGGAUGAUUUGAGACAGGCUGAUGCUUUGAUUCACGUUGUCGAUGUUUCCGGUACAACUAACGCAGAAGGCAAAGCCACAAGAGGAUACGACCCUUUGAAGGAUAUUGAGUGGUUGCAGGAUGAAAUCCGAUUGUGGAUUGAAGGUAACUUGAAUAAAAGGUGGGGGUCCAUAGUAAGACGACAUACCUCCACCAAAUCAAGUAUUGUAGAAACUCUCAGAGCACAGUUUGGUGGUUAUGGUGCCAACGCCACUUUGGUUAGGGAGGCCAUUGAUUCGAUUGAAAACUUACCACCUUUAGAAGAAUGGGAUAACGAGUGGAUUACCACUGUUAUCAAAGCUUUUAUGAGAUUCAAGUUUCCUACUGUAUUAGCUUUGAACAAGAUCGAUCAUCCAGAUGCAGACAAAAAUGUUUCCAAAAUUCUACUCAAAUACCCAGAUACAAGAGCGGUUCUUACAAGUGCUAUAACGGAGAUCUUCUUAAGAAAGCUAAAGAAGCAGAACUAUAUUCAGUACGAGGAAGGGACUGAGUUUGUUGAUACAUUAGAGGAUUUGGGGCCAGACUGUGGAUUGAAACCGCUGGAUGAGAAAUUGACAGAAAGACUAGAAGAUAUUAAAGAUCUAGUUCUUUACCGUUUUGGCUCCACAGGUGUUGUUCAAGUUCUUCAGGAAGCUGCCAACGUACUAGACUUAGUGCCUGUAUUUACAGUUAGAAAUAUUAACACAUUCACGGGUAACAGUGGGUCCAAUGUUUUUAGGGACUGCAUGCUAUUCAAAAGAGGAACAAAAGUUGGUUCCGUUGCCAGAAGUAUUAUGGGAGAGGUUACGAUAGCAGCCAUUGAAGGUGUUAGUGGUAAGAGAGUCUCUCCAGACGACACGAUAGACAAUAAUAAAAACGAUAUAUUAACUUUCAAGGUGGCUCCUGGAGGUGUGAGCAGUGAGAAGAAGGAGUGA
Molecule: messenger RNA, 1257 nt
Organism: Pichia membranifaciens NRRL Y-2026
Lineage: Eukaryota; Fungi; Ascomycota; Pichiomycetes; Pichiales; Pichiaceae
Exons: 1
Coding region: 1-1257 (418 amino acids)
Cellular component (GO): cytoplasm
Molecular function (GO): ATP hydrolysis activity; GTP binding
Source: RefSeq, a predicted model, not a curated record